Molecule: messenger RNA, 2498 nt
Organism: Scomber scombrus (Atlantic mackerel)
Lineage: Eukaryota; Metazoa; Chordata; Actinopteri; Scombriformes; Scombridae
Gene: ncf2
Product: neutrophil cytosolic factor 2
Exons: 19
Coding region: 110-2245 (711 amino acids)
Biological process (GO): superoxide anion generation
Molecular function (GO): superoxide-generating NADPH oxidase activator activity; protein binding
Source: RefSeq, a predicted model, not a curated record
UAAAUGUACCAACAGUGACACUGUCAUCACACCUCCUGAUCUUCUUGGUACAAAUCAGAUGAGCUUCCUUAAUUUGGUCUGUAGCUCGGUGUACUCCUAACUGGUGAUCAUGUCUUUUUUGGACACUCUGCGCGAGUGGGACAAUGCUGCAACUUUGGCCGACAAAAACAAUUUCUCAGAAGCACUCAGGAUCUUCUUGUCUAUCGAAGAGCCAAACUCCAAAAUUUACUUUAACAUCGGCUGUCUCCAUCUCCUUAACCAAGACCUGGAUGAUGCAGAAAAGGCAUUUGAUAGCAGCAUACACAAGGAUGAGCACCUGGCUGUUGCUUUCUUUCAAAGAGGAAUCACUUUAUACAGAAAGGACAGGUACAAGGAGUGUUUAGGCGACUUCCAGCAGGCCCUCCAGGCUCUAAGAGGCAACCAGCUGAUAGAUUACAAAGCACUUGGUCUCAGAUACAAAUUAUAUGCAUGUGACGUUCUCUACAAUUCUGCCCUGGCUGAGGCUCAGCUGGGUCACUGGAAAAAAGCCCAUGAAAACCUUGUGGAGGCUCUCAACUACAAAACAGAGACCAAGCUCAAUAUGAUUGACAAAGCUCUGAACGCCACCCUGAAAGAGCAACUUUUCAAACCAGUUUACUUCCCAACAAAUGUGCUAUUUAAACCAAAUAAACAGUACGUUUCUCAGUUGGAGGAGAAGGACUACCUGGGCAAAGCGAAGGUUGUUGCCUCACUCAUUCCUCAGGAUGACUUCUCUGGAUUUGCCCCCUUACAGCCACAGGCGACCAUGUCUUUUGUGGACACUCUGCGCGAGUGGGACAACGCUGCAACUUGUGCCGACAGAAAAGAUUUCUCAGAAGCACUCAGGAUCUUCUUGUCUAUCAAAGAGCCAAAUUCCAAAAUUUACUAUGACAUCGGCUGUCUCCAUCUCCUUAACCAAGACCUGGAUGAUGCAGAAAAGGCAUUUGAUAGCAGUAUACGUAAAGAUGAGCACCUGGCUGUUGCUUUCUUUCAAAGAGGAAUCACUUUUUACAGAAAGGACAGGUACGAGGAGUGUUUAGGUGACUUCCGGCAGGCCUUCAAGGCUCUAAGAGGCAACCAGAUGAUAGAUUACAAAGCACUUGGUCUCAGAUACAAAUUACAUGCAUGUGACGUUCUCCACAAUAUUGCCCUGGCUGAGGCCCAGCUUGGUCACUGGGAAAAAGCUCAUGAAAACCUUGUGAAGUCUCUCAACUACAAAACAGAGACCAAGCUCAAUAUGAUUGAUAAAGCUCUGGAGUCCACUCUGAAACAUAAACUUUUCAAACCAGUUGAGUUCCCAACCAUUGUGCUAUUUAAACCAAAUAAGCACUAUGUUGCUCAAUUGGAGGAGAAGGACUACCUGGGCAAAGCAAAGGUUGUUGCCUCGGUUAUUCCUCAGGAUGAAUUCUCUGGAUUUGCCCCAUUACAGCCACAGGUUGAAGGUGGUCCCACUGAUGGUCCAAAAGAACCAGAGGUUCUGAGGGCUUUGGAAGGGGACCCUCACACUGUCCUGUUUGAGUUUGUUCCUGAGACCAGUGAUGAGUUGGCUGUAGUGCCGGGCAACAUCGUGUUCGUACUGCAGAAGGGUGAUGACAACUGGGCGUCUGUGCUCUUCAACGAAAGAAGAGGACUUGUUCCUUAUAAUUACCUGGAACGUAUGGAAAUUUCUUUGGCUUCUAAAAAGAAUGAGAGUGGACAGGGACAGGGAGUAUCUGCACCACCAAGUCGACAACCACCAACCAGACCUGAAAGGAAACAAGUGCAGCCUACUGACAAUUCAUACAUUGUCAAAGUCCGUUACACAUUCAACUUUGCAGUCUGUGUAGCACCUGGGUGUCCCUAUGACAUACUGAUUGGGAAAAUCAGUAAGAAACUGAACUUCUGUUCUGCUUCGAUCACCCUGAGUUUAACCUCCGAGGCAACUGAGCAAAAUGUAAUCAAUGCCAACACAGAAAUGGAAAGUGUGUGGAGGCGUGCCAAAGCUAGGCACAUCACAUUGUGGUGUAACACCAAGGAUCAAACUGAUGGAGAACAACAGAACCAGAUUCAGUUUGUGGCACUUCAUACCUACGAGUCAUCAAAUCCAGAGGAUCUCAAUUUUCAGCAGGGGGACACAAUCACACUCCUCUCCAGAAUCAACCAGGACUGGUUGGAAGGACAGUGUAAUGGGAACACUGGUAUAUUUCCUGCACCCUUUGUGGAAGAACUCCCUGUGAACGGCCACUGAUCGAUGUAAAUGCUGAAAGUUACUAAAACCUGUAUACAGUCACAUAUCCAAACCACAAUCUGUUAUAAUCAACCAGAUUGAGAUUUUAGAUUCACAUACUCUGAGUAAUGCCAUAAUAAAAACUAAGGACAUCAGGUAUUGAUCUUUUUUGUGAAAACAUUUAAUAAUUUCUUAAAGUUUCCAGUAAUUACAAGCAAUAUACAUUUAUUAUGUGUUAACAGCAGGUAGCCAUGAUUAAAUAAUAUGUUGAAGA